UAGCCUAAGCAGGCAGGGGCUGAUUUGUUAGUAAGGCAACAAGUGGAGGGAUCGGAGAGAGAAUCGAGCAGAGCCACCAGUUGAGCUGCUCGAUCUGUCCCUUUCCUUGCACCUCCGGCUCCGCUCGUGCUGCACCCCGCUCCAUCGUCGUCGCCAAACGCAGGAGGAUGAGUGAAGAGGAUCAGAGUGCUGCUGCUGAGCAGCCGAAGAGGGCCCCUAAGCUCAAUGAAAGGAUCCUUUCUUCUUUGUCGAGGAGAUCCGUAGCUGCUCAUCCGUGGCAUGAUCUUGAGAUCGGUCCUGGGGCUCCUGCUGUGUUCAAUGUCGUUGUUGAGAUCACGAAGGGAAGCAAAGUUAAAUAUGAGCUUGACAAGAAAACUGGUCUGAUUAAGGUUGAUAGAGUCCUGUACUCAUCAGUUGUAUACCCUCACAAUUAUGGUUUCAUUCCGAGGACUCUUUGUGAAGACAAUGACCCAAUGGAUGUUUUGGUCCUGAUGCAGGAGCCUGUUAUUCCUGGUUCCUUCCUCCGAGCAAGAGCAAUUGGCCUGAUGCCCAUGAUUGACCAGGGUGAAAAGGAUGACAAGAUAAUAGCAGUCUGUGCCGAUGAUCCUGAAUACCGUAACUACAGUGACAUCAGUGAGCUGUCUCCUCACCGCCUGCAAGAGAUCAAGCGCUUCUUUGAAGAUUACAAGAAAAAUGAGAACAAAGAGGUUGCUGUUGAUGCAUUCUUGCCUGCGAACACUGCUCGAGAGGCCAUUCAAUACUCCAUGGACCUGUAUGCGCAGUAUAUUUUACAAAGCUUGAGGCAGUAGAACGCCAGCAAAUAUUUAUUGUGGCGUCUUCGAUUGUGCGUGAUUAUUUCAAGUCGAAGCUUGAGAUUGUAUGCGAUAUUCAUAAUUGUGAACGACAGCACUGGCUGUGAUUUCCUUCUGCUUUCCCCAGUUUACCAACUUAAACUUCUUCCUCUAUUUAAAUAAUGAAUAAGUGAAGUUUGUCGCA
Phragmites australis (common reed) is the source of this 996-nucleotide messenger RNA. RefSeq names its product soluble inorganic pyrophosphatase. The record is from RefSeq and is a predicted model, not a curated record. Gene Ontology annotation, biological process: phosphate-containing compound metabolic process. NCBI's taxonomy places the organism in Eukaryota, Viridiplantae, Streptophyta, Magnoliopsida, Poales, Poaceae. Gene Ontology annotation, cellular component: cytoplasm. The coding region runs from base 168 to 809 and encodes 213 amino acids. The transcript is spliced from 9 exons. Gene Ontology annotation, molecular function: magnesium ion binding; inorganic diphosphate phosphatase activity.